AGGUACCUGCCAUCGACGAGUGGGAAAGCAGAUGAUUCUCUUUCUGAUUAGCAGCAGGUCAAUGGUAGCCUAAUGUUAUGUCACAACACCUAACAGCAUUCACAUCACUUUAUCUAAUUGAGUGGCAUUUUGUCAGCUCACAUCAUCCUAAGAAGGGUACAAGGAAAUGCUAGAACUGGUGAUCUCACCCAGCCUCACUGGAAACAGAGAUUGUCCGGGUAAACCGAAGCUUAACCGUGCCGAUGCCGAUGUCUGGACUCUGAGUGACAUAGAAGGCAUCACCACAUCGGCCUCUCCGAGUGUGUCUCAGCUCUUCGCAAGACCUUGCCCACACGUCCUGCCCAGCCAGCCUGCCACGGCCAUGGCAGCCUACGGCCAGACACAGUACAGUGCGGGGAUCCAGCAAGCUGCCCCCUACACCACCUACCCACCUCCAGCGCAAGCCUAUGGAAUCCCUUCUUACAGCAUCAAGACAGAAGACAGCUUGAACCAUUCCCCCAGCCAGAGUGGAUUCCUCAGCUACGGCUCCAGCUUCAGCACCCCACCCGCUGGACAGAGCCCGUACACCUACCAGAUGCACGGCACGGCGGGGAUCUACCAAGGAGCAAAUGGCCUGACCAACGCAGCCGGAUUUGGAAGUGUGCACCAGGACUAUCCUUCCUACCCUGGCUUCCCUCAGAGCCAGUAUUCCCAGUAUUACAGCUCAUCCUACAGCCCUCCUUACGUCUCGGCCAGCAGCAUCUGCCCUUCUCCCCUCUCCACAUCCACCUAUGUCCUCCAGGAGGCAUCUCACAGCAUCCCCAACCAGAGUUCUGAGUUGCUUGGCGGGGAAUAUAACACGCACAAUGGGCCCUCCACGCCAGCGAAAGAGGGAGACGCGGACAGGCCGCACCGGGCCUCCGACGGGAAGCUCCGAGGCCGCUCCAAGCGGAGCAGUGACCCAUCCCCAGCAGGGGACAGUGAGAUCGAGCGUGUGUUCGUGUGGGAUUUGGAUGAGACAAUAAUUAUUUUUCACUCCUUACUCACCGGGACUUUUGCAUCCAGAUACGGGAAGGACACCACAACGUCGGUGCGCAUCGGCCUGAUGAUGGAAGAAAUGAUCUUCAACCUUGCAGAUACGCAUCUGUUCUUCAACGACCUGGAGGAUUGUGACCAGAUCCACGUUGACGAUGUCUCCUCCGAUGACAAUGGGCAGGACCUAAGCACGUACAACUUCUCCACUGACGGCUUCCACAGCUCGGCCCCGGGAGCCAACCUGUGCCUGGGCUCCGGCGUCCACGGCGGCGUGGACUGGAUGAGGAAGCUGGCCUUCCGCUACCGGCGGGUGAAGGAGAUGUACAACACCUACAAGAACAACGUCGGUGGCUUGAUAGGAGCUCCCAAAAGAGAGACUUGGCUACAGCUCAGAGCUGAACUGGAAGCUCUGACCGACCUCUGGCUGACCCACUCUCUCAAGGCGCUUAACCUCAUCAAUUCCCGGCCCAACUGUGUCAACGUGCUGGUCACUACCACUCAACUAAUCCCUGCGUUAGCCAAAGUCCUGCUGUAUGGACUGGGCUCCGUGUUUCCUAUUGAGAACAUCUACAGUGCAACGAAGACAGGGAAGGAGAGCUGUUUCGAGAGGAUAAUGCAGCGAUUUGGCAGAAAAGCCGUCUACGUCGUGAUCGGUGACGGCGUGGAAGAAGAGCAGGGAGCAAAGAAGCACAACAUGCCUUUCUGGCGGAUAUCCUGCCACGCCGACCUGGAGGCGCUGAGGCACGCGCUGGAGCUCGAGUAUUUAUAGCAGAAGCCACGGCCUCGCCACCUGCCGUCACGGGCGCAUCCCGCCCCCUCCCAGGCCCUCGCCUUCCCCGCCUCCCCGCCAGAUGCUGGACGCCGGGCAGGGUCCCUGCGGCCGAGAGGACGUGCCUGGUGACCAUCUCAGCGGCUGUCCCUUUAGGCCAAGCGCGGGUCCGGAGACGCAGAGUACCCCACCGUGGCUUUUGGGAAUAUUUAACUUUGGAGAAAAGGGCUGGCUCGGAGUCCAGCCUUUUCCACGAGACUCAACAGAACAAAAGCGAGGAAUUGCCGAUUUGGGGGAGGGCUGGUGAUGAGGAGGGGACAGGCUUGGGUUUGUCUGUUUUUUUUUUUUCUUUUUAAUUUAUGGACUAAUGUCAUUACUCCGGUAUUAUGCUCUCGUACCUGCGUUGGUUUUCUUAGUCGUUGGUUUGGUUUGGUUUUCUAACCUGGCAUGUGGGGUGGUGCAGUUCUCACUUAAGCACUCUCUGCUCCAAGUUGUGCUUUGGGGGGACAAUCAUUCUUUGAACAAUUGGUGAGGGAGGCGAUUCGGGGCUGAUGGGAAGACUCUUGCUUCUUUUUGUUUUUAAGGACCUAACCUGACGUCAUGUGGACAGUGCACGUGCCUUAUGCUGCCAUCUUGUUUUCUAGGAAGAGGGACCCUGGGGAAGCGGCGGUACUUUGUGACAGAUAAAAGGCAUUAAAUAAAACCACGUUUACAUUUUGAAGUGGGGUAGGGUGUCACUACUUUAUGACCACUCUUCAGGCUUCCAUUAGAGGUACUAAUAGACUUUCAGCCAUCCACAGAGGAGGUUUGGGUGAAACAGACCUGCCCCACAGUCCUGAAAUUAGCUACCCAGGUGGUCAACUACUUUUCUCUUGUGAGGAUUAAAUGUCCAAUGCUGGUUCCGAGGGAAGCUAGUAGUCCACAGUCUGUAAGUGUUUUAGCCUGAAUUCUAGAGGACUCAGAGCUCCCAGUGGUCAAGGAUAGUGUCUUCCUCAUUCUGUAUACUCAGUACCCGUAAUAGUCUGACACAGAUAUGGCACUUAAUGAAGGCUGAAGGAUGGAUGGAUGGACGGACAGACGGAUGGUCAGACAGAUGGACGACAGAUGGGUUAUGGACGGGUGGUGGGUGGAUGGAGGGAUGAAGGAAUGGAUGAUGGAUGGGUGGGUGGUGAAUAGCUAAGAUUCACUGGCCCCAGGCUGCUUAAUCUUCACUGUUUCCCCAGCAGUAUCUUGCAGCUCUUGAGAACAAUCUUAGAAGUAGAGUAACUGGAGUAUUCGGCCCUCACAAACAAAAGCCCUUGACCUCCCAGAAGUCUGAGCAUGACUUGAGAACUUCCUAACCAGCCCAGCCAAAGGACAGAGACUCAACAAGUCCUCAGGUCAACCUCUGGGGCUGAAGGUGUCUGCCUGUCCAAGGGCUUUAGAAAUCAGAGAGCCACCACUGGGAUUUCUUUCCAUUGCAAAGGACAGAAACACAACAAAGUGGCUUAAACAAAACAAAAACACAGAAUUCUAUGGCUUACUUGACUGAAAAGUUUAGGGAUGUGUGACCUCAGACACCCCCAUCCCAAAUGCAGAAUUCAAGAUACAGCUUUAAAUUUUUUAAUUCAGUCUCUUUCUCUCCAUCUUUGGACUCUUCAGUUUGGUUUCAUUUAUAGGCAAGAGUCCACAUACUUAGAGUAGAAGGUUUCUAUUGAUAAAGCAUUAAUUCUUAAAAGGACAACUGUUUUGGAAAAAAAGGUUAAAUUUAUUAUGUGAGUUAACAAAUGUCCUCAUGGUUCAAAUAUUUUAAGUUGGUUCUUCCUUAGUUAUUUGCAACCAAAAGCAUCCCAACUUACAUAGCACAUAACGAAUAGUGUUAGUAGUGGUGGUAGUAUAUGUCACAGGCUCAGAUUUCUACUCAGGAAAUCGAACAUUCAUAUUACCAACAACUGGAGCUGGGUAUUUUUCAUCAGAUAUUAAUCAAGUACCUAAAAUGCACUGGCAGGGGCGCCUGGGUGGCUCUCAGUUAGGUGUCUGCCUUCGGCUCAGGUCAUGAUCCGGGGUUCUGGGAUCCAGUCCCACAUC
This is a messenger RNA of Zalophus californianus (California sea lion), 3850 nucleotides long. RefSeq names its product EYA transcriptional coactivator and phosphatase 2 (gene EYA2). The transcript has 16 exons. Gene Ontology annotation, cellular component: nucleus. Lineage: Eukaryota; Metazoa; Chordata; Mammalia; Carnivora; Otariidae. Gene Ontology annotation, molecular function: protein tyrosine phosphatase activity. The record is from RefSeq and is a predicted model, not a curated record. Gene Ontology annotation, biological process: positive regulation of DNA repair; negative regulation of extrinsic apoptotic signaling pathway in absence of ligand; cell differentiation. The coding region runs from base 167 to 1783 and encodes 538 amino acids.